This is a messenger RNA of Rubroshorea leprosula, 387 nucleotides long. The record is from the annotation of a GenBank genome assembly. Lineage: Eukaryota; Viridiplantae; Streptophyta; Magnoliopsida; Malvales; Dipterocarpaceae.
AACAUCAGGGGCAAAGGCAAUGCAUCAAGCACAUGGCGUCCCCUCCCUUUUGCCCCCUUACCUGAAGCACACCAUCCUCAAUGCAUCAGUCUCCUUAUCUUGAUUCGACAGAAGUUUCUGAAUUGCUCAAAACCAGAUGGGAAAAACAACAGAAAACAGAGCAACUGAAAAAGAAGGGGGAGAGGCAAAAUCAGCGAUAUGGGAUUGUGGGAGUCUUUUGUAUGAUUCGUUCGAGUUAGUUUCUCUUAGUCAUUUGAUCGAACGGCAUCUAAUGGUGUUACCAUGUCUGAGCUCCGGCGAAGGUUCCUCGUCGUUGAACGUUUUCCGGGCCGUCCCAUUAGUCGACAUUGGCGAUUGUAGGUGUGAGAAAAAAGGGUCUUUUUUUAU